Messenger RNA from Mytilinidion resinicola, 886 nucleotides. RefSeq lists its product as uncharacterized. The record is from RefSeq and is a predicted model, not a curated record. Bases 88 to 708 code for a protein of 206 amino acids. NCBI's taxonomy places the organism in Eukaryota, Fungi, Ascomycota, Dothideomycetes, Mytilinidiales, Mytilinidiaceae. The transcript is spliced from 3 exons.
CUCCCUCAACUAUCCGAUCCUUUUCUCGCAUGCUUUGCGCUACCUCGUCGAUCUUCUGAUUUUCGCGCGCUCUUCCUGUCAGACAGCAUGGUACUUGGUGACAAACGCAACACGUCGCGCAAGGCGCAAUUGUUUUGGAGUUUCGUGGCCCUAGUCCUUGCUAUCUUUUGUCUCGCAUGGUAUAGAUCAGCGCAACAUGGCCCUCACACGGUUAUUUCCUCUGCCAAGCCAUAUCUGGACCUCGCGCGGGCUGGCUGGGCCAUUGCUAUUGCUUGUGCACUUUGCACGGUAGUGUCCGUCCUCUACCUACCAUUCGCAACGAGCGAUUACUACUACCUUGCCCUCUCUCUGUCAUGGUCAAUUGCAUGCACCUUCAUGGUGGUUGGCGAGGUCCGUCUCGUGCAAAAGAACGCUUCUUGCCCGGCUUUCCAGCACUGCGUUGGGCUCGACGAACCGGGAAUGAUAUGCUCCUACGUCGCCUCUGUCGCAUGCUUUACACAAUUCGUGCUACUCGGCGCUGCGUUUUUCCAGGUCAAGGCCUUUAGAAAAGACAUGCGAAGGGAUGCGCGGCGAUCGAACCUAAGUGCGAAACCAUCGGAAUAUAUACCAAAGAGCAGAUUGGGGAUAUUUAAUCCAAGUAGGCUGCGGGAUUGGUGGUCUGCCGGAAUCAGAGUCAAGCCAAUGGAGGUGUUUGCGGACCGACCUUGAUCACUCCUCGUUUUCCUCGAUACCAUUACGUCGCCUUCUUCGACAGUAUAUCACCUUUUCCGAUACCACAUUAUCUAGUGUUUUAAUGACCACAUGACUGGCAUACGAUACGGUCUUUUAACAGCAUACAUGUUCAAAGCGUACAUAGAUAAGCAAUAUACCCAUUCUUUACUUCCUG